GUAUUAUUAAAGGACUCUGUAAGGAACAUAUGUUAGAUAUGGCUGUCAAGUGUUCCUGGACCUCACGGAUAGAAACCUAAGUCCUGAUUCUGUUACUUACAGGAUGUUGAUAAGAGCCCACUUUAGAGAAGGUAAUGGAGAAGGAGUCUUGAAGUUUAUUCAAGGGGUUGAGAUAUUAGAUCCUGAGUUACUCUCUUCCAUAUGCAAUGAUAGCGUUGCUUUCUUAUGCUCAAAAGGUUCUCUUGCAGCCGCUGUGGAUGUAUACAUGUUAGCUAGAGGGAGAAGUUUGGUCAUUAUGAGCAAAUCAUACUAUAAACUCCUUAAAGGUCUCCUCCAUGAUGGAGAAAAACAGAUUUUUCAACUGAUAAUGAAUGAUUGCAUCAAAGAUCAUGGAACUUUUGAACCUAGAAUAGUUAAUAUAUUGUCUCUUUACCUUUGUAAGAGGAAUGUACGAGAAAGUAUUCAGUUUUUGAAUUAUACAAGCAAUAAGAAUAUUUCUGUCAGUGUUGUCACAGCAGUUGUUGAUGCACUUAAGAAGGAAGGUAGAAUUCAGGAUGCACAUAACUUUCUGAUGGAAGCUGAGGAAAAUGGAGCAUCUCUGGAUGUAGUAGUUUACUCCAUUGUGGUGGAUGGACUUUGCAAGGCAGGGUACCUCAAAAAAGCAUUAGAUCUUUGUGCGAGAAUGAGAAAGAAGGGGAUGAAUCCAAACAUUGUUAUCUACAAUUCAGUGAUUAAUGGUUUGUGCCAGCAGGGAUGUCUAGUUGAAGCAUUUAGGUUAUUUGACUCUUUGGAACAUAACAGUCUGCUUCCUACAAUUAUUACAUAUGCUACGCUUAUAGCCGCUUUAUCUAAAGAAGGUUUCCUGCAAGAUGCAAAUCAGUUGUUUGAUAAGAUGGUUCAUCAGGGCAUCACCCCGAAUAUUCGCAUUUACAACUUAUUGAUAAGCGGAUAUUGCAGCUUUGGAUUAAUAGAAGAAGCACUCAAGGUUCUUUCAGAUUUGGAGGGAAGUUGUCUGCAACCAGAUGCUUACACAAUCAGUGCUGUGAUCAGUGGCUGCUGUCUAAGAGGUGACGUUGAAGGCGCCCUAGGUUUUUUCAGUGAAUACAGAAAAAGAGGGUUUUCUCCAGAUUUUCUGGGUUUCUUGAACUUGAUAAGAGGACUCUUUGCUAAGGGAAGGAUGGAAGAAGCAAGGAGCAUAUUGAGGAACAUGCUUCAGUGUGCAGAUGUCACGAAUUUAAUUAACAGAGCUGGAGAUGAGCUUAAGGUAGAAUCAUUAGUAAGUCUUCUGUUUCUUGCAUGUGACCAAGGGAGAAUUCAAGAAGUCAUUGCUGUCCUAAGCGAAGUUGGAUCUAUGUUUUUCCCCUCGUGGAGAUCAGACAGUGAAAACAGACAGCUUAAGAAGCUGCAUGAAUCAGGAUAUGUGGAUACUGAUGCUGAAAUGAUAGAUUCUGCAAGAGGAGGUAUUUAUCCAGUAGUGAUUAAAGUUCCUGGAAACUUGUAUGUGAAAUCAAAACCAAAAUAUAUGAUUGGAGGUAUGGUUGAUAUGAGUCGCAAAUCAUCCAAGGAGGUGGACAAGGAUCAUGAGCUAGAAGAUUAUGAACAUUUAAUAGCAAACUCACUAUGCUAUGAUUUUGAUGCUUAUUACUCCAUCAUUGCUUCGCUUUGUUCCAAAGGGGAACUGCAUAAGGCUAAUAGUGUAGUCAAAGCAAUGCUUCUGAGUUCUGGAGAAUGUUGUUGAUUUAGCCCUUUGCAACUCUUUGCGAAUUUAUGGACAUUGCCAAGGGAAGAUGGGCUUUUUACCUUUCUAUAUUGGCAAUCAUGCUAAAAUAAAUCUCAGGCCAUCAACAUCUCAAAGAAUGCCGAAUCAACUGCUUUCUUACAGUUUGUCCAAUCAAUCCUUAAUUUUCUUCUAUAUCUCAUGGUUCAUGGUGGUGAAACCCUUCAGGUUUUAUAGGAGGUGAAGCCAAAUUUGCUUUGUUUUUGUAUAAAAAUUGAAUCUUUAGCAGUGGGCAUGGUAGUUUUUCGAGCAAUUCAAAGCCGAACAGUGUGGUUGGGUAUUUUCUAUUUCUCCAUUCUGCCUUAACAUCACUGGAGGAUCAGUCGCAGGACUCAUCACCAGAACCAUGGGCAUGUUGAGAAUGCUGAGUUAUGGCACCCUGUUAGUCGCUUGCACCUGCUUGACCUAUGGAUUGAUUGUUAUUUUUCUCAAGCAUUUUGAUGAUGAUGUGUUUUUAUCAUUUUGGAUCACUUGCAGUUAUCUGAGAAGUUAUAUAGGAGUUUGGAUUCCGUAACUCGGAUUCUUCGUUUCACCUUGCCUUUCCCCAUGCUUGAAUACCCCUUUUACCUGGUGAGCACCCACACAGCCACGCUUCAAUGGGAUCAACUAUGGAUCCUGAGGAUUUCAAUUUAGGUGGAGUCCAGGGAAGAGAGGUUCACACUUCCAUCCAGAUAGUGAUCUAUUUGUUCCAAAUGAAAGGAUGUGAUAACAUCAACAGUUUGCUGGUCAGGUAUGGUGGUGGUGCAUGCAGGAUUAACAUGUAAAUUUGACCUUGUCCCAAUGACUAAACUGUAUGAAUUCCCUAUUUGAUAUUCAUUUUGUUGUUGGAGUUUAUGACAUACUUGCAUCAUCACAGGCAUGAUGACAAACUUCCCUCGUAUUAUGGAAAGUACAAGCAAGGUCAGAGACCAAUUCAAAAUGGAAGAUCAAAGAGCUCAGAUCACAAGGCUAUUCUUUUGCUGUUUAACAAAGAAUUCAACAAUCAAAUGAUGAGAUGGAUAUAAAUAGGAGAGUCAAAACAAAUGCAAACUUUUUCAGCUGAAACAUUGGAGGUGGAAAAAAUGGUGAAGAAAGGCCAACUGACCAGUCCAGUGAGAUUGAAAUGGAGAGGAAAAGCCAGGAACAUGAGCAGAUUUUAUUAGGAAGAGAUAGAACUGGUUAAUGUAGUUGAUCCUUUGAUUCAAUUAAGCAGAAGCUUUGAAGCCGAACCCAGUCAUCUACUGCAGAUGAUAGAAGAGCUCCAAACACCAACCCAAUAUCUUCUGACAUCUUGGAUGCUGUUUCAGUGAAAGCAACAGUCGACAGCAAGUUGAUGGCGAGGAGGGGGAGGAAGCUCCCUUGCUGGCCAGAACUCCCGGAACCAAGAACAGAGAAUUGUAGUGACAAAAGGAUCAAGGGAUAUAUUUUGUCAGCCCUAUGAACUCUUAGGGCUUGAUCAGGGAUUUAAAAGGGUAGCUGUGCUGUGCAAGUCUGCGAGGCAAGCAUGCAGUAUCUUGAACUGGCAAGUUGCAUUGCAAGGAAAGAGGUGAAUGUGUAAGUAAUGGAAUUCCCUUUCUAAGAAAGGGAGCACCUUGACACUUUGAUCAUGAUUUAUUUCUUUAUGCUAUCACAAUGGUCACAGUUCUUUUAUAAAAUUCACUAAUCAUUGGCUCUUAAA
Messenger RNA from Elaeis guineensis (African oil palm), 3434 nucleotides. NCBI's taxonomy places the organism in Eukaryota, Viridiplantae, Streptophyta, Magnoliopsida, Arecales, Arecaceae. The record is from RefSeq and is a predicted model, not a curated record.